Molecule: messenger RNA, 797 nt
Organism: Cavia porcellus (domestic guinea pig)
Lineage: Eukaryota; Metazoa; Chordata; Mammalia; Rodentia; Caviidae
Product: keratin-associated protein 4-1
Exons: 1
Coding region: 51-476 (141 amino acids)
Cellular component (GO): keratin filament
Source: RefSeq, a predicted model, not a curated record
GAGGAACUCACACUCUUGUAAACCCACCCCCAACGUCCAGUCCCGACAUCAUGGUCAACUCCUGUUGUGGCUCCGUCUGCUCUGAGCAGGGCUGUGGCCAGGAAAGCCGCUGCCAGUCCAGCUGCUGCCAGACCACCUGCUGCAGGACUACCUGCUGCCGCCCCAGCUGUGGCCUGUCUAGCUGCUUCCGCCCCGUCUGCUGCCAGACCACCUGCCGCCCCAGUUGUGGCGUGUCCAGCUGCUGCCGCCCUGUCUGCUGCCAGACCACCUGCCGCCCCAGCUGUGGCGUGUCCAGCUGCUGCCGCCCCGUCUGCUGCCAGACCACCUGCCGCCCCAGCUGUGGCGUGUCCAGCUGCUGCCGCCCCGUCUGUUGCCAGACCACCUGCCGCCCCAGCUGUGGUGUGUCCAGCUGCUGCCGCCCCGUCUGCUGCCAGACCACCUGCUGCCGUACAACUUGCUGCCGCCCCAGCUGCUGAGGAGCCUCCUGUGGAACUUUGUAUCUGACUACUAACCACAAAUCCCCCAUUAUCAUACCAAUGUGUAAGUGUCAUCCAAAUUAAACUGUCCCUGUCCUCGAUGACCACAAGCUUUAUUAGCUUCUGAUAUCAGUCAGAGAUUUGCAAAAGAGCUGCACAUUAAAUGCUACUCAUCUCUCCCUUGGGCCUCUCCCUCUUGUCCAGGCCUUAGACACAUGGUGCCAUUAAGCUAAGCCCUAGAAUCCCUAACUGUUAUCCUUGCCAUGACCUUCAUAACAAUGUAUUAAUUAUUCUUCAAUAAAUAAUGCCUUGAUAUCAGAA